This is a messenger RNA of Leopardus geoffroyi (Geoffroy's cat), 1043 nucleotides long. RefSeq names its product mitochondrial ribosomal protein L34 (gene MRPL34). Lineage: Eukaryota; Metazoa; Chordata; Mammalia; Carnivora; Felidae. Gene Ontology annotation, cellular component: ribosome; mitochondrial large ribosomal subunit. The transcript has 2 exons. Gene Ontology annotation, biological process: translation. The record is from RefSeq and is a predicted model, not a curated record. The coding region runs from base 261 to 521 and encodes 86 amino acids. Gene Ontology annotation, molecular function: structural constituent of ribosome.
CGUCUUGUACGCAGGCGCAUGCCGAAGAAGUGCCGUUCGUCUGCCACCUGUUGGUCGACAUGAAGAAGUACACUCCCUUGCCGGCAAGGACGCGCACACCGAUGGGACGCAGGCGCAGAAAUGCAACUCCAGGAGGACCCGGUGGCCAUUGGGCUCCGCUGUGGGAGAAACUACAUUUCCCAUAAGUUUUCGCACUGCAGCGGCAGAGCCUAUAAGCUUUGGAAUAGCCGGCGUGGGGACCGCGCGACGUGCGGCUGGACAUGGCUUUCUUGGUCGGAUCCCUAGGUCGCCAGUCGGGCCGCCUGAGGUGGCUCCAGCCCCGGGCCUGGCUGGGACUCCCCGACGCCUGGGGACUCCUCGCCGCACAGCAGAACCGGGGAAAGGCGCGCGGGAACGAGUAUCAGCCGAGCAACAUCAAACGCAAGCACAAACACGGCUGGAUCCGGCGCUUGAGCACGCCGGCCGGCGUCCAGGUCAUCCUUCGCCGCAUGCACAAAGGCCGGAAGUCUCUGAGCCAUUGAGGAUUGCGACGCCGACCGCGGGACCCCCAUUAAAGCCUUUGUCUCUCCUGGGACCUCUCUUGCUGUUGCUUUUGUGGGGAGCCCGGACGACUCAGACAUGCGUGCACCUCAAAUUGGGGGGCUGGCCCAGGGGGAGAAGUCUGGGGCUGGACUGAGAGUGGGAGUAGGAAGUCAGACCUAGUCCCUUUCUACGAUUUUUGAAUUAGGAAGAAUUUUGAACAUACGGCAACAGCCCACUGAAUAGCACAGUGAACCCCGUGUACUCUGUACACAGCUCUGACCACCAGUUACCCACAACCCACCUGCCCCCUCCUGUGUUAUUUUGGAGCAAAUCUCAGGCAUCGGGUUAUUUCUUCUGUAAGUAUAUCAGAAUGCAUCUCUUCUAGAAAAAGCCUUUUUAAACACUCCAGGCCUGGUGACAGGCCUUUUAAGAACCUAAUCAAAACAACUUUUCACACCUAAAAAAAUGGUUAACGUUGUUCCUUAAUACCAUUAAGUGUCUAAUAAAUGUCCGAAUUUCCA